Molecule: messenger RNA, 10918 nt
Organism: Monomorium pharaonis (pharaoh ant)
Lineage: Eukaryota; Metazoa; Arthropoda; Insecta; Hymenoptera; Formicidae
Gene: ClC-a
Product: chloride channel protein 2
Exons: 14
Coding region: 6523-9525 (1000 amino acids)
Biological process (GO): transmembrane transport; chloride transport
Cellular component (GO): membrane
Molecular function (GO): voltage-gated chloride channel activity
Source: RefSeq, a predicted model, not a curated record
UAUACAUAUAUAUAUAUAUAUGCGUUUUAUAUGUGAAACAAUUGUCUUCUUAAACAUCUGGAAAUGUAACGAGAUUGAUAUAAGACUUCUGAAAAAUUGAUGAAACGAUUAUAUCAAUCUCAGAAUUGUACGGAUAAUGUUUGUGCCAAGGUAAAUCAGCUCGCGUGUGCAAUUCGAUGAUUUGAGCGGCGACGAUGACAUAACCGGUAUAGCGGUUUGAUCGCCGGUCGAUGAUGAUGACGGCCUUGGACUUGCCCGUUCGUUCUCGAUUACAGUCGUUACGUCUUUGCAAGUGGGUGUCGCCGAUAAUGUGGAACUCGGAUUAUCGGAAACAAAUAAGUCGCGAAAAACACGCGAACAUUGUUUUAUAAAUCAUACUUUUUUUAUUUGCGCAUUGGUGACGCCUUUCAAAAAGAGAUCUUACACGCAUAUAAACUGAUAUGAACAAAUUUAUUACUUUUUAAAAUAAUAAUUAUACCAGUUGUGAUUUAUGUGUUUACAUAUAUUUUUAUACUUGUAUAAUAUACAUAUAUUAUAUAUAGAUGCAUAGAUAUAUACGCAAAUAUUUAUUUUAUAAUAAUAUUAUUUACACAAUAAAUUACAUUGUACAUAGGUUUUCUUUAAUAAUACUCAUAUAUAUAAUAUGACCCCUAUCAAUAUAUUCAGACAAUGUAAGAUGUUUGAAAGAUGUCUUUUAGUUUUAUUUUUAAAAGAUAUUUAAAAAAUAUCUUAUGUUGGACAUUGUACUGUCUGGAUAGUCAGUUUUCGAGUUAAAAAAUUUAUUUACAGGAAACUCCUUGUGUAUUUUGUUCGCUUUUUCGCUCAAAAGCAGUAAACAGGGUUAUCAAGCAACUGUGUCGCGUAGACGCGGCGUCUGACUCGUGUGCGCGUUAUCAGUCCCCGUCAAGAGUGGACAAGAUUAUAAAUGCUAAUGCUUACUGUUAAUUUCUCAGAAUCGAAAAAUACAAUUAAUGGAACAAAUAGAAAAAAAAAUUAAGUUUGCUUUAGAUUUAAAGAUGGCCUCGUUUUACAAUAAUUUCUCGUCAGAAAGACUUUUGUUACAAAUCUUUCCUAAGCAACGAUGAAACACCUGGUUUCCUCGCCGUGUUCGUUACAAAGACAAAGAUUUCUCUUGAAUAGUUCGUUGACAAAAUUGGUAUUCCAUCCUGUCGAAUGAUUGAAAAGAUUGUCUCGCGCGAAUGUAUGCCGUGUUCGAGAUGAAUUAAAAUAUCACUGUCGCGUUCUCUCGGUCAAUGUGUCGGUAAAUUUAGAAAUCUACACGCUGUUCGUCUUUUGUACAUUAAACGAAUUGAGUUAUAAUUAUUUUUUUCUCGCGUGUGAUCAUAAAAAUCUAAAAAUCGCGCGAAAUUUCAUAUCACAAUUAUCUGUUUUAUAUUUAAUAUAUCUUCUCAUUAGUGUAUUAAAUAAUUGUGAAUAUUAUGUAACAGCGUUGUAAACCGCAGUGCCUGUCACGCACGAUAUAAUUAGAGCUUCUCGCGACGAAGGUCAGUCGCAAUUAUCACCAUUGACUUCAUUUCGAAAAAGAUAUUCAUAUGAAUGAAGAAAAGAAUUAGUCUUAAGAAAAGCGAUUUUACGGAUGAUUUUCUCUUAAGAGUGUCGCACGUGCUAAUUGACACGUAUGAAUCUUAGAAUUGUCUGCUUUUUACAGUCGUCUUGCUUAAAUUCAUUGUUAUAUCACGCGACGGAAUUUUUUCUUUUGAAAAAAUUUAUGCAUUUUAAUUUUUAAAAUAACUAUGCUUAUUAUACCUUAUAUUCUAUUUCUUGAGAGAUAAACGACCGCGACUGACCGAUUUAAACUCCACAUAUUUUUCAGCCCGACGGAAUCAGUAAGAUGCACAGAAGGUUCAGAAGUUAUCGUUUUGUUUGUCGCCGCAUUAUCGAGCAGACGAAAAUGACAAGUUGUUUUCGUCUUAUUUUUUCACGUGAUAAUACGGCUCGUCGUCAUGGGCUGGCAAUUAAGUACUUAAAUGAAAAAAUAUGUUUCUGCACAAAAUAUUAUUAUAUGUUAUCACUAUUAAAACGAUAAAGUCGAAGAUAAAACUUAAACUUGUUUUUCUAAAAAUUUAUAUAACUUAAGUUCUGACACAUAAUCAAACUGACCAUCGCUUCGAAUUAGUAAAAUACGAUUUGCUAAGAGAAAACUAUAUGACUCAUUAAAAUGCCGUCGGCCAAUGAUAUCAUAGUCGACGUUAAUUAUACAGACUUAUCUCUUUAGUUGAAUGUCCGUCUAAACCCUCGAUAAUUGUGAUAUAAAUUUUCUCAUCGAUAUCUUAGACCUAGUUCUUCAAAGGAAUAAAUCUACGAAUAUUUUGCAAAAACAUUUUUACAAGAAUUAGGUAUUGAAAGUUUAAAAAAAAUUUAUACUAUAAUAUUAGAUUUGUUCUAAAUAUAUGAUAUAAUAUGUGAAGAAUAUGGACUUACUUGAUUAGUUACUGGAAUUCAAAUUAAAUAUUAUACAUCGAGUUUAUAAUAGUUAUCUUGAUAUUGCAUCCUGUGAUAAUAUUUUCACAUACGCAUGUGAUUUGAAGAUUAUUUGAACGCGCGUAAUUUGUCGGGGGAAGAAAAAACGCGACAGCGAUUGCUGAGCCCACGAUUCAUGUGACUCAUUUCCCUGCCGCGGCUAAACAGGAAGGAAGGUCCAAUAAUUGGACAAACGGUCCUGUCCAAAAUGCAGUUGUGUCUGCAGUGUUGACGCAUCGCGGGCACGAUAAUUCAUCGCCGCUCCAUGUGACUCGCAUUAACUAAUUCACUGCGAUCUAACACACUGUCAGAGGGUCAUGGAACCCAUGGGACAUCCGUGGCGUUCUAGGACUUGCAUUCCCAUGACCGGGUUUCAAUGUACGAUAUCAGUCCGUGGAUACCUUUAAUAUUUGCCGAAUAAAGUGCAAUUUAUUAUAUCUCUUUCUAGUACAUACGUUAUAAUACCUUAUAUCUUUUAUUUAUACUUUUACGAUCAGAAAUAUUCUUUUUAUCUAAAGAUAAAGAUUUUAUUGCUUUAGCGAAAAAAUGCUGCACUACUCGGAAAAAAGAAUAUUUUUGCUUUCAGAAUAUCUUUAUCUUAAAUGUUGAAACGUUAAACUGAAAUGAUAAAAUGAAAUAAGAUUACAUAGUAUUAGAUGAACAUAAUUUGCUUAUAUAAAGAGUUUUAUAUAGUUUUAUCAAGAAAAAUAUAUAUUCUCAUAAAUUAAGAGAAAAAAGAUAUCGAAUAAAGAACAAUAAUAUUAAAUUAAUGUAAAAUUAUGUUUACCUAACGUUACGUAAUUUCACUUCAGUAUUUAACAUUUCAAGAAUAAAAACCUUCUCCAAACAAGAAUAUUCUUUUUUUCUAUAGAAAAUAUAUUUACGAUUUACUGAAUAAAACUUUUGCAUUUCAAAUUCCGCUUCUUUUGUAGUCGCAAGCAUGAUAAAUCAAAGUAUUUAAUUAACAAUGCACAACAGUGCGAUGAUUGAUGAACCUUCGCCACACGCGGAAGCAUUUCCCGUGGGAAAAUUACACGAGAAAUAACGAAAAGCUCGAUCGCGAGAAGCACAAAGAUGACAUGAAAGAAAUCGCUUGUCGUACAAUGAUGUAUUCUCACGAUACGCUUCUUCGUGAGAAUGCAAAGCACGCGUUGCUCACUCGAUUGUUAAGAUUAUUAAAAUGUUUAUUCUCAGAAUUUAUCUCGGGUUUGCAUUAACAGUGAGCCAACUUUAUCGGAUUCCUCGUCGCGAUUAACUCAGGCGUUGUUGUUCAAUAUUCGUUAUCAGCGAUCUCGAGCGGCGAAAACGCUCUUUAUAUGCUUGAACUUUACGAUUUCUUCGCGAAUUGCCUCAUAACGACACUCCGUUUAGAUGUAAUUGAUGUACGUCACCGAGAAAAUUUUCCUUUAUCCUCAUAAUCGUGGUAUAUUAAAAUAGAUAAUUUUAAUCAAGUAUUUACAAUAAUAAGUUGAAUAUUAGAUCGAUUAGUGAAUAAUACAAGAAAUAAAAAGAAAUGCCAUUUCUCGGUCAUUGAUAAGACUUGAAACGUAAUCGUAAACUGAAGCUGGAAAUAAUAUCUCAAAUUAAUUUAUUGCGAAAAACAUUACUCCAGCCAAAUUUUCUUUUAUAUUAUAGAAUAAUUUGAUUAAAUUUUAAUAAAAAUAUAAUAAAAUUCUUCCGCGUUGUCUCAUGACUAUCAUGAUUUUCAGGGGAAAUUCUUUUCGUGUACAGUUUCGCGAAUCUGUUGCACUGUGUACCGAUAAAUUCAUUAACACGAUUAUGGAUGUGCUAAACUCGGCGAAACUAGACGAAUUUUCGCAAUUUAUAAGAAAUAAUCGGAGAAGAUUAAACCGACAUCUUCUGACGUCUCUCGACUUAAUGAUGUACAAAAGAGCUAAUUGCUGGAUCAACUUUCAUGCGUCCCUAAAGAUAUAUUAUGUGUUUAUUUUGUACUUUUAUAAAUUUAGUUUUGUACUUUUUGCUUUCGGAUAUAAGCGCUACUCACUGUCGAGAUUAUUUAAGUAAAUUGGUAAAGGUUUUCCUUAAAUGCAGGUAAUAUUUAGCGAUAUUAAACGGCCGCCGCUUCUUUUCUUCCGCUGCCUAUUCUCACAAUCUCGCAUGGCAAUUUUCAAAUUCCUCGACACGCUUAGGGAUAAGCGUGAUAAAACAUUUUGCGAGUCCUAUUAAGCUGUGACGAAAGAGACGUAUCGGAAGUCACAUUAUCGCGCGGCGUUAAUUUGCUGGUGCAAAUUUGCGCGCACGGCGGAGCUUUUGAGCGCGCUACGCGCCCGCGGUAUUAUCUUUUCGUGUCGCGGUGUCCGUUGUAGAAAUAAGACGAUGAAUUAAACAAACGGAUUUUUACAGCCCGAUCGGUCAACAAUUAGAGAUCGUACUCUUGUGCGCAGGCGACCGCUCUUGUUUAAUUAUCUGCACCGCGCUUUUGAAAAUCACUCGACAUUCGGCCACCGUGCGAGGAGGUACGUAAUGAUAUCUCUCGUCUUUAUCUCUCGUCUAAUAUCGUGCGACUGUAACUUUUAUUAGAUUGUACGAGAUUAAUUUAAUAUCGGCUGCGAGAUAAUGAACUUUUACACUUUUUACGCGAUCGAGUUGUGUUAAUUUCCAACUAUUUCGUAUUGUAAGGUUGACGAAUGGCCAUUGGCGGAAUCGAUCUGUCCAUAUACAUGUAACGUUUAACGUAUCAGGGAAUUAGACGUUGAUUAUUAUUUAAAAAAUAAUACUGGGAUAUCGGAGAAGUCAUCGAUCGGAGCUGACGGCCGGCGCUGGUUAAGACGACCAUCCAUCAAAUUACGUGGUAAUUUUGGUCAAUGAUAACUCAUGACUUUGAAGGCAGCUUCCUACGAGCCCUCGUCGAGGGAAGUAGCCAAUUGCCGUGUACGGCUUUCGUACAGUCGCUACUAGAAACGCCGCCAAUAAGAUUCCUCUCGUGAUGAUACUUUGAUAGGAUCAGCUGCACUCGCAGCAGCGCGUAACACGUGAUUUUCACAAAUUUCUAUUAUUCGCAGGCAAAACAUUUUUUUCUUACUUUCACGUAUAAUUAAUCGCGCGCGAAUUAAUCUUUCGAUCCUUUUAUUCUGAAUGUGACAAUCGCUUGUAAUUGUCCAUCGAAUUUGUAAAACAGUUGUCAUUGUGGGGUAUAGCAUUUUCUUAAUCUUAAAUCAUAACUUUUAAAACGGGUAAUUCCCCUGAUUAACGCAAGAAACAAAUGUAAACGUAAACACGUACGCUGUCAUUGGCGAAACGGUGUACCGCUGCACUCUCUCUCAGAAUUGAAUUAAUAUAUUCGAAUUGAAUUAAAAUCGUCGAGUUUGCCAAGGAGGGUGGCGAUUUCUUCCAGCACUGCGACGUACGCGAGGUGUCCGUUGACAAUGGGCAAUUUGACCAGCUGUGGGUGGGAAGGGGGGAGAGGGAGAAAAUCGCGCGUGUACGUACGUGUGUGCAACGUUGACGGCUGGCCAGUACGGCCUAAUGAGUCCGUAAAUUGGACUAGGCUAUAGGGCCUUCUAUUUGAGAAUUGCACGGUCGGCUCUCUCGUCUCGCUGUCAGUGUGUGACUCACUGGCUUCGUGUGCAACGAGUGUUUUUCUCUCUCGCGAUUCUCGAACUUUCAACCUUUUCUUCCUGCCGAUUUGUCGCGUUUAUCCCAGUAUGUGUCAGUGUCAUCGCCGUGCCCGUCGAUUUCUUUGUUCCGCUCGAUCCGCGGAAAGGGAAAGGCUCUAGAUCGGCUUUUCGGUUUUGCCGCGGCUUCUCCACGAGGAAGUAAGAAACACGGAGCGGAACUUUACCGAUUUGAUGUGUCGCGAGGAGAUCGGUUUGUCAUAAAAACAUAUUUGGGCACGGCGAAGCGAGACAAUCGGCUGUUAAUCGAUUCUUCCGUUCCCUGCGGGAAGCAUGGGGCUGCAUAUUUAACAUGCAGAGAAAAAAGAGGAGAUCGUCGUAAAACGUCGCGAGGAAAUAUCGAACGAGUGCACGCGCGUGAGUGCAUAAUCCAUAAAAUCGACGCGACCGUGCGGAAAGCGCAAAAAUGGCGAGUCAAACCGCAAAGAAGGAACUUCUGGAGGAGACUCUACAUCACCAUCCGGAAGGUAGCGAGGAGGAAGUGGAUAAAGAAUGGGAGGAGUUCACGAGACUAAUGGCGAAAUUAAAGGAAAACCGCCGGAAUCGGCCACACAGACCGUCGCAAGCAUUCUACCCGUGUCCUCCGCCAAAUGCGGACGAAGAACAGCAAGAGUUCGAUCCUUUCGACUAUAUUAACACGAUUAUGUAUGGUCGCUAUACGAAGGACCUGGGUGAGUACGCGAAGGAAGAGGCACGCAAGCUCAAGUAUCAGGAGAAAGCGAGGCGGAAAUAUGAUAAAACGAGGGCCGAGGACCUACGGAAGUCCAGGGGUCCUCUGUGCCGGAAACUACUGGCCCUGCUGGCCUUCGCCUGGAAGCACACCGGUGCCCGGCUAGGCGAGGAUUGGAUCUUCCUCGCCCUCCUUGGUAUCAUUAUGGCGCUUAUCAGUUACGCCAUGGACCGAGGCAUUUCCAUGUGCAAUAACGCCAGGAUAUGGCUCUAUCAGGAUCUUUCGACGCAUCCGGCCUUCAAAUACCUGGCCUGGGUGUCUAUGCCGGUGUGCUUGAUUCUCUUUAGCGCCGGCUUCGUGCAUAUUGUUGCGCCGCAAAGUAUAGGCUCCGGUAUCCCGGAAAUGAAGACCAUCCUACGCGGCGUGGCGUUGAAGGAAUACCUGACCUUCCGUACUUUAAUUGCCAAGGUGAUCGGCUUAACGGCGACUCUGGGUUCGGGGCUGCCGCUCGGCAAGGAAGGUCCGUUCGUGCACAUCGCCAGCAUCGUCGCGACGCUCCUCUCCAAAUUGGUUACGAGCUUUCAGGGCAUUUACGAGAAUGAGAGCAGGAACUGUGAGAUGUUGGCCGCGGCCUGCGCGGUGGGCGUCGCCUCCUGCUUUGCGGCGCCGAUCGGCGGUGUCCUCUUCAGUAUCGAGGUCACCACGGUGUACUUUGCCGUCAGGAACUAUUGGCGCGGUUUCUUCGCCGCGGUCUGCGGCGCCACGAUGUUCCGCCUGCUGGCGAUCUGGUUCCAACGCGAGGAGACCAUCACGGCGAUGUUCGCCACUAGCUUCACCAUGGAGUUUCCUUUCGAUCCGCAGGAGCUCCUCGUCUUUGCUCUGAUCGGCGUUGGUAGUGGUCUACUGGGCGCCUUCUACGUUUGGCUGCACAGACAAUACGUAAUCUUUAUGCGGAAAAAUAAGAGCAUGAACAGCUUCCUACAGAAGAAUCGUUUCCUGUAUCCCGGUAUCGUGUCUCUGCUGGUCUCGUCCGUGUCGUUUCCCCUUGGACUCGGUCAAUUCAUGGCCGGCGAUUUAAACACGCACGAUCAGGUCUUCGGGCUCUUCACUAACUUCACUUGGACGAAGAAGAAUCUCAGUGUCGAGGAGAUGAAUAUCGUCAAGCACUGGUCAACGUCGUACACUGACGUCUUCAGCGGGCUUCUUAGUUUCGUUUUAGUCACCUUCAUUUUUUCCAUCAUAAGUUCGACGGUACCAGUACCAUCUGGAAUUUUUAUUCCCGUCUUCAAGAUCGGUGCUGCAUUAGGUAGAGCAGCUGGAGAAGGUAUGGCUCUUUGGUUUCCCACUGGCGUGCGUUAUGGCGGAAUAAUUACACCCAUUAUACCAGGUGGAUAUGCGACGGUGGGCGCGGCCGCGUUCUCCGGCGCGGUGACGCACACGAUAUCCGUCAGUGUCAUCAUCUUUGAGAUGACCGGCCAGAUCACACACAUCGUGCCCAUAAUGAUAGCGGUGCUGAUCAGCAAUGCCAUCGCCGCGCUUCUGCAGCCCAGUAUAUACGACAGCAUCAUCCUCAUCAAGAAACUACCUUAUUUGCCCGAUUUGCUUCCAUCUAGUUCAGGAAUGUACAACGUUUACGUGGAGGAUUUCAUGGUCCAUGAUGUCAAGUACAUAUGGCACGGCAUCAGUUAUCAAAAGUUGAAAGAUAUAUUAAAGGAGAAUCGCAAGCUUCGCGGAUUUCCGCUGGUAGAUAAUCCGGACUCCAUGAUUCUGCUCGGAUCGAUUCAGAGAUUGGCGCUAAUUAAGCUCAUUGAGAAGCAUAUCGGUCGCGAGAGAAGGUUGCAGGUUGCGCAAAAGUGGCAUAAGGAGGCGGAGGAGAGGGCGCGCGAGGAAAUAGAACGGCAGCUGCGAGAGCAGCAGAGAAGGCCUUCGAGAUUUGAGGUCAUUCCGGCACCGGACAUUCUGAAAAUGCAGCGACAGAGUGUUAACGAUCUAACGAUGUCGCCAAACAAUGGUAGCGGUCCCGAUCAUCAUACGUACCAUUCGCCGGUGUUCGGAUCGCAGCCGAAGAAAUCAAUCUUAAAGAAGACCAAUUCUUUUACCCUUAAGGGAUUCAGCCCGUUAGUCAGUCCGGCGGUGACACCUUAUACGACAGUUACAGGCGCAGAAAGCAGGAUUCGUUUGGCGUUUGAGGCGAUCUUUCGCAAGUCCGCUACAUUGCAGGACGUAGAUCCCGAUCCGGAACUGGGCACCAGAGGAAGUCAGGAUGCCAUCAACGCGCAAUCUCAUACGCCUAUGCUGGCCCCAAGCCCGGCGACAUCGAAGAAAGUACAAUUACCUCGGGAGAGAGUGAUAGACAUGUCGGCCGAGGACCAAAAACGAUGGGAGGAGAGCGAAAUGGCACUCGAGGUGGAUUUCUCAAAGUGUCAUAUCGACCCGGCUCCUUUUCAGCUAGUCGAAAGAACGUCCUUGCUGAAGGUGCACAGCCUCUUCAGCAUGGUCGGCGUGAAUCACGCUUACGUAACGGCUAUAGGCAGGUUGGUUGGAGUCGUCGCACUGAAGGAGCUGCGGAAAGCCAUCGAGGACGCGAACGCCGGCAUCCUGCCGAUGCAUCCCGAGUCGCAUAUCGCCGAGUCGCUCUCGAGUUUGGCGAGAAGCGAAACGGACACGGGGAGCAGCAAGAACAUCAAUGCGAUAAACUCUAUAGGUUCCGUGGAUUGUGAGAAAGCGGACAAAAUCUGAGAGUUAUACCCGUAUCGAGUCGACGAGCGAAAGCUUAUAUUGUGAUAGCCGCGUCGCCGCCAUUGUCGCGUGACGCGGCCCGAAUAAUGCGAGAGAGUCGUGUUUUAUCUGAUAUUUUCCUUUUCCUUCUAUCUUCCCUUUCCGAUCGUUCGCGCGAGCGAUCUAAGAGCGGCGAAGAGUCGUUACGAGCGUACAAUACCCGUAACAAUACUCUCUCAAACACUUCUCUCGUACUUAAGCCUAAGAUGAGCAAAAUAAAUCCCGAAAUAAGACGCGAGUGCGUGAGAUAGUAUUAAGCGAUGCAGUUUCGUUCUAGUUAAUUUCCUAUUCCGUUUUAACGUAAUAGUUCUUAAGGAUAUUUAAUGACGCGUGCUUACAUACGUUUGCACGACAUGCAUGAGAACGCGCGCUCAAGUCCCCGAUCGAAAGAACCGAAGAAUGCGAAUUUCUGGUCUCAAAGAACAAAGACGCACAAGUUGAGAAUACGCGUUUGCGAAAUACGCUGUGAAUCGCGAAUCUAUCGUUGUUACCGUAAACAACAAAUUUUUUUUAACAGUUGAACAGGUUUCACGACGGAGCGAAAGUGAUUUGUAAGUGCCAAAGGCAGCGACGCUGCGUCUCUCCCGCCCGCAAUGAAACGUGCAUAAUUUUACCUAAUGAUAAUUCUCAAUGUACGAGAUCAUUCUGGGCUCCUACGCUCCUUUAGCUAGUAAAUAUCUGACCAUGGUUGUGCCAGACUAUUAUAUAAUCAUUAAUUACUGUCAAUUCAAAUACGCGGUACAAGGCUGCGUUGUAGAUUGAAUUUUGCAAGAAAAUGCAGACAAUUCUCUUCCAUUCUCUAUACGAUACUUAAUUUAGAAGCGGAUCGAGAAAAAUGCCCUCGAAUGCUCAUUGGAUUUUCUCUAACGACAAUUCUAGCCUGCGUUUAUUUCCCAUGUAGAAUACGCUUAGAAAAUAUUCAUUAGAUUUAGACAUUAGAAAUCACAUUCGCAAAGAUUGUAUUCCUAAUGCAAGUCACAUUUCGGAUGUAUAAGAAUGAAGAGUAUUCUCUUGUAUUUCAUUACUAGAUUAAUAUUAGAGGUAAAGAAUAUCGUAGUUACUGUUCCGAUAAGGUUUCAUAAUGCGAUUGAGAUGAUGUUGUCUACAUCGAACUUUGCAUUAUUGCUGCGACCGAAGAAUGUCUCUAACGUAACUUUAAUAUUCCUCCAUUCGACUGUUCGCAGACAUUUCUGACGAUAUUUGAGGUACAUUUUACAUUCCGCUCUACUAGAUUCUCAUCUCGUUAGAUUGUACUUUUAUUACAAAUGCUGCGUAUUUUAUCGCAUCGUAUAGAAUGACGCUGUCCGCCAAUUGUAAAUAUAUUACGCAUCGAGUAAAGACCUUAAAUAAUUUA